Messenger RNA from Argiope bruennichi, 5711 nucleotides. RefSeq names its product putative sodium-dependent multivitamin transporter. Gene Ontology annotation, molecular function: symporter activity. Gene Ontology annotation, cellular component: membrane. Gene Ontology annotation, biological process: sodium ion transport; transmembrane transport. The coding region runs from base 75 to 1880 and encodes 601 amino acids. The record is from RefSeq and is a predicted model, not a curated record. The transcript has 11 exons. NCBI's taxonomy places the organism in Eukaryota, Metazoa, Arthropoda, Arachnida, Araneae, Araneidae.
GUUCCUGACAACAUCUCAGACCAGUUCUGAUAAUUUUCUUUAGAAUCAACACUCAAGACUUUACAACAACAAAAAUGGAUCCUUAUUAUCAUCUCGGUUGGGUUGAUUAUGUGGUCAUUGGAUUAACGCUUGUUAUUUCAACGGCUAUCGGCAUUACUUUUCAAUUUACUGGAAAUCGACAAAAAACUACAAGAGAAUAUUUACUGGCAGGGAAAAAUAUGUCCAUAUUUCCUGUUGUUAUGUCCAUCACUGUGACUAUGUUGUCUGCUGUCACAAUAAUAGGAACUCCAAUGGAAACAUACAGAUUUGGUCUGAAAUUCGCUCUUCUUUUAGUUCCAUUUUCAAUUGGGACAGUUUUAGCAGCACUGAUCAUCACCCCUGUUUAUUUCAACUGUAGAGUUUCGACGACCUAUGAGUUUCUUGAGAUACGCUAUGGCAAAACAACGAGAUACGCUGUGUCUGCUUUAUUUAUAUUACAAAUGGUCCUUUUCAUGUCUGUCGUAUUGUACGCGCCUGUUCUCGCUCUGAGUGCUGUUACAGACUUGUCUAUAGAAGCUUCCAUAAUUGUAUUUGGUUUAGUCUGUUCCUUCUACUGUGCUGUUGGUGGUUUGAAAGGUGUUCUGUGGACAGAUGUCUUUCAGUCAGCUCUGAUGUUCCUGUGUCUCGUAAUAGUGUACGUUUUCAGUGUCCAAGAAGCAGGUGGAGUUACAAAUGUAUAUAAAACAUCAUCAGAAGGUCAGAGACUAGACGUUUUCGAUUUCUCAGUGGAUUUUACAACGAGGUUCACAAUUUUGAAUAUAAUGGCCAAAGGCAUAGUUGGUUCUAUGGCAUUUUACGGCACGAGUCAAGUAGAGGUGCAGCGAUUAUUGAGUUUGAGCACAAUCAAGAGAGCUCAAUGGUCACUAUGUUGUAGUGUCAUUCCUGUUGCAGUGCUUUAUUUAAUGUGCAACAUGUUGGGCCUGGUCAUGUUUACGAUAUUCAAAGACUGCGAUCCAAUAUUAGAUAAAGCAAACACAGGAAUUGCAAAAUACGAUCAGGUAAUUCCUUACUACAUCGUUACGAGACUGCAUUCAAUACCAGGAUUAACUGGAUUGUGUAUUGCGGGAAUUUUCAGCGGAUCUCUCAGCACCAUUUCUUCAGCUCUCAACUCUCUGUCUACAGUGACUGUAAUAGACUUCAUCAAACCGAUGUGCAAGACUGAAAAGCUCAGCGAUACUCGAGUAGUAUAUAUAGCGAAAGCUUUAUCUAUUUUAUUUGGCAUACUAUGCAUUUGUUUUGCAUUUGCUGUUGCCAAGGUUGAUAGUCUGGUAGCAGUAAACAACGCCCUAAUAGGCAUAACUGAAGGCCCUAUGCUCGCUAUUUAUUUAGUAGGAAUACUUUCAAGGAAAGGUACUCAGAAAUGUAUACUCUUUGGACUCAUUGUGGGUUUUUCUAUGACUGGAUGGAUUGGUUACGGAAUCGUCUUUAGUGGUUAUCACUCACCUUCAUUGCCAGUUGAUUCAAGUGGUUGUUCGUCUCUCAAUUCAACUUCCAUCUUUCAAAACGUCACUUCUGCAUGCGACGGUUUAGAACAAUGUGCCGCAGAAGUUACACCAGUUAUCCCAGCUAAAAACGAUCCUUUCAUUUUGUAUAAAAUAUCAUUUAUGUGGAUUGCUCCCAUCGGGCUUUUCUUCACUUUGUGUGCCGUCUUCUUCGCAAUUUUAGUCACAGGGAGUUGGAGAUACAAUGUAAUCCCUGCUAAUUCAAAAUGUCUGAGUCCAAUAACAAAACUAUGGAUAAGAAGAACUCGGCUCCAUGAGCCGCCAGGAACACCAGAGGAACAAGCAGCUUUGACUACCAUGAACGGAUUUGAAAGAACUAUUGAAGUUGUCAAGAUAUAACAAAUGCUUUGGAUAUAUAUAAACUUUCAUUAUGAAGCUGAUAUCGAAGACUACCUUCCGUUCAAAUUGUCUAUAAAACUGAAAAAUAACUUCGAACACCUUCAUAUAUCUCAGACUUUGAGUUCCGAGCUAAGAUAAAUUAAUCGUGCACUUUUCCAAUAAUUUUCUUCAUUUUUGCCUUUUACAGAGAAUAUCUUUACACAACUUGACUUGUUCAUCUAACAAUUGACUUUUUUAUUCAACCUGGCCUGUUCUUAGUAAAGAUGGAAAUCUUAAUCGUUUUUUUUCAUACAUUCAUACAUUGCUUUAUGUACUAGAAGUUUGAAACAUACAGGUUGUUCGGAAAUAGACUGAAGAUUUUCAAAAAGGCAUAAUAGGAAAACCGCUAAGGUUAAAAAAAAUAAUUCUUGUAGCAAAUUCAUGUGACAGGGCAUAAAUGUUUCCUCCCACAGUUUUUGGUUUUAGGUCAAAAAAUUAUCGAUAGAUGUGGCUGAAAGUCCCUUUUAUUGUUUUUCCAGCAUACAAAUAAUCAAAAUACACAGCCUCAGAAGGGUUUACUCUUUUGACUUUAAAAGAAGUGUUUUGUGACUGGACGGACAGUAGAGAACUGAACAGCAGACUCUGUAGGAAAAUUCCAAUCAUUUAUUGAAAUAUGUGAAAAAAUUGUGAUGUAAUCUUCAAUUAUUUCUUUUUUUUACGUGAUCCUGUCUGCAUCACCAUCUGUCAACAAAUUUCUUGACUAUAGCCAAAAGCUCUAAGUGGAAAAACGUAUGCUCUGUCACUGAAUUUGUUGCAAGAAUUGCUUUUUUUUUUAUCUUAAUCAUUUUCCCUUUAUGCAUUUCUGAAAAUCAUCAUUCUAUUUCAGGACACCUGUAUGUGUUUCUUGGCUGAGAGUAUAUCAUUUUAAUAUUUUCAAACUCUAGACGAAAAUAUUUCAAUAUUUAAUAGAUUUUAAGACAAACCUCAAAGAAAGUCCAUGAACAUCAUCCCUAUAACUGUAUUCUUACAGUAACCCCAUUUCUAAUAUGCAGUAAAGUAUAGUAAACAUCCAAUACGAAUCUUCCAAGAAUUUCUCUUCCAUCAAGGUACUUGUUUUCCUUAUUCGGAGAGAGCAAUUAUAUGAAGCUUCAUCUAGAAUCACUUUUUGUAUUGAAUCUUAGCUCUUUAAUGAAGAUACAUGGCCAUAGUCAUGCCGUGUCCAAGAAUGAUGUUAUUACACUGGUGUGCAAAACUUAAGCAACAGGUGCUUUUUUGCCAUAACUCCGCGAGAAAUCAUCCGAGAGACAUGAAAUUCAGAAAUGAGAGACAACAUUUUGUACUUAAACAAUGACAAAAGUAUAGUUCUGCAAAAAUGAAUACAAUGCAUAUAGUAUGGAAUCAAAUAAAAAAAAGUUUUAUUGAAUUCAUAGUAUCUCCACACUUUAUUGUCUGUUCAAGAGAAAGAACAAUAAACAGAUGUUCCUUAGUAUGGGAUAUGCCCUUCCCUUAUUGCAAUGGUUGUUUCGCACCGUCUGUCCAUACUCAGCACCAGACGGUACAACAGUUUUUGAGGUAAGAAGGCACAUUCUUCAAUCAGCAUCUGUUUCAGUAGUUGGGCGUUUCCCGGAGGAUGUAAUCGUGCCGCAAAGUGUCUCCCCGAUGCAUCCCACACAUGUUCUAUCGGAUUUAAAUCGGGAGAUAAUGCUGGCCAAUCCCUUCUAGUGAUAUCUUCACUUUCCAGUAGCUGAUGAACAUCAUCAAUUAUGUGUGGUCGUGCACUGUCGUCCAUAAAAACGAAGUCGGGUCCAGUAGCACCUCCGAACAGACGCAUAUUAGGAUGGAUCACCUCCUUACAAUAGCGAUCUCCGAUUCCACAAACUCGAGGAGCUUAGUCCACCCAUUCAGCAUAAAUUCCUCCCCGACGACAACUCCAGGACCACCGUAGCAGUCUCUUUCCGUGAUGUUACUGGGAUGAAACCGUGUCCCGACCUCUCUCUAAAUCAAAUGGCGUUGAGAAUCGCUUGGGGCACUGAAAAGACUCUAAUCUGUAAAGAGGACACGACUCCAUUGAUGAGAUGUCCUGUUUUCGUGCUCCUUACACUACUCUAAACUGUACUACCGAUGGCCAAUUUUCGAGGGAUUCAGCGUUCAGGACGGAGGUCGAAUUGGCCACCUUACGUCUGGCCUCAGUAAACCGCGAUAAUUGUUGCCUUGUUGCUGUGCACAAUUGCUGAGCAGCGGCGCUUUCUGACUGAUAUCUAGCUAUUUUCGCCUAUAAGACGAUUUAUCGGUUAUCCACUGCAGUUGUUUUCCUAGGGCGGCCACCACCAACCUUUCUAAGAACUAUACCUAUGGUUUGGAAAGCUUCCCAAGCGAGCGAAAUGACACUUUUGUUGAUUCCGAACUUUUCAACUACACUGGUCAAACUGCGCCCCUCCUCCAGCUUUCCGAUCAUUCUUCCACGUGUGAAGACAUCCAGAUGAUUUCUUCUAGAUAUAUUUCACAAUAGAACUCAGUUGCACUUGUAGCGAAUGUCUUUAAUUGCACUUCCGUUCUUCCUUUCCUUGUAGUCUUGAGCUGCGCGCACCGACUGUACGCGUUUUGCGUUCACUCACGUCGCCUAUGAUGUUUUGCUCCUGACAUUUGCAUACGCAUCACCUUUCUAUUGAAUUGAGUGCUAACUGCACUGAUCGCAAUAACCCCUUUUCUGCAAUUUCAUGGCUACGUGCUUAAAAUUUACAUUAUUACUUAAGUUUUAUACACCAGUGUAUAUCCAUAAAGGCUAAAUAUCUUUUGUGAUGAAUUCAUGGAGAAGCCGCGAUCAGUCAAUCGUAAAUUACCUUCUUUGGUCGACCAAAAAUAAUUUGUGUGGAAAUUUCUAUUUCAGUCAUAUUAAAGUCAAUUCAGUCAAUCUCUAAGACAAUUCAAGUACCAUUAUGCUUCUGUGGCAUCAUAAAUUUAAACAAUACACACAUUUCUUUGUAUAUGCUAUACCUCUUAGCGAUUUUGGUGAAUUUUCCAUCGAAGGUACUGGUGAUAGAUAUGAGUUCUGUAAGCUGUAUACCAGCAUUAAAAACACCUCUAAUGAUCGAAUAAAAUCCCCUUGAUAUUGGUCAAUUUGAAACAAAUCCAUAACCGCACUCAAUCGUUUAAUAUUUCUGUAACUAAUUUCAACUAUAAUAGAUAUAAAUUAUUAUUUUCCUUGAAAUAAACACCGGAAAUCAAAGAUCCGUAUUCCGGUUCAAUUCGUAUAUCUAAAAAUAUUUACUUCUUUUAUUUUGUUAUGAAGUGUUCUUAGUAUUUGAUGCAAAUAUUAUACCAAAUAAGCUUACUUUUUUUGAAGCGUUAGAAGUUCCACGUUUGUAAUUGAGACUUCAGCAUGUAUUCAAUUAGAUUUCAUGCGUUAAUAUGUAUGAAUCUAAAUUUCAUUUCAUAGUUUUUGAAACUCAAGAUUACGCAAAUUAAUACCUCGUUGCGUAAUUUUUACAGGAGUAUCGAAAAUCCCUUUAUUCCAAAUUAUUCAUUUAUUAUAUUUUCUUAUAGAAACUGUUGAAAAACCACAUCAUUUCAUCAUACAGUGGAAUUGAUAGAUUUAACAUUUUAGUACGUAAUUCAAAAUAUUUAUCUAAUCAUGUUCAAAGAUUAGAGAAGGUUAAAUAAUAAAAUUAUUUGAAAUUAUUUCAUUUUUUCAGAAAAACAAUUUUUCAUUUUCUUAUUUUAAUCAUUAUUUUAUUUGUUUAUGAAUCUACUUUUUGAGAUAAGGUAGAAUUUUUGAAAAUUAAUUUAGUUGUUACUGCCAUUAUUCUAUCAUAUUUUUAUACAUUUUUUAAAGCAUGUUUUAUAAAUCGUUAA